UCGAUUGAAUCGUGAUUAAACAACGGAAAUGAUUAUACAUAUCGGUUACGACCAAGUUUUAACAAAUACAUAACGAGCUUUUUAACAAGCUUGAUAAUGAAAUAAACGAAACGAGGAUAGAAUAUUUUCUAUUUGCUUAUCUAUACAUAUAACUAUAGUUAUGUUAUGGUAUAUAUAAAUACGUGCACUUGUGCGUUUUAUAUCAUAGUACCUGUUUCGGUUGCAUCUAGUAAGGAUUAAAUAAUCAAGCUUGUCGUUUAUCGUGGAAAGAUGUAUUGCCUUAAAUAUAAUAAAAUAGUAAUUAUCUUAAUUGUCGUAACCACGAGUCUCGGUAUCAAUUCGACCAGUCUAAUCGAAAUCGAUUUUGAGCAAAAAAUCAUUCCACCAAUACCGAAAUUUCAAGGGACAUUCGCAGAAACUCACGAGCACGAAACUAUCGCUAAUCGCAUAAAAUCGUGGAAAAAAACGGACAAGCAGAAUAUUUGGGAGCUAAGCGGUUUGUACGAAGGAGACAUAAUGACCACGGAGGAAGAUGAAAUAAAGAAUGGUCUGAUAAAAACCGCGUUCCGUUGGCCAGGCGGUGUUGUACCCUAUUACAUAAAGGAAGAAGAUUUUGACGAAGAAGACAUAGAGGUGAUCAAAGAUGCUAUAGAAGAUUACCAUCAGAACACGUGCAUACGUUUUCGUCCUUACAAAAAAUCUGACAAUGAUUAUAUCACUAUAGAAGCGAAAUCGUCGGGAUGCUGGUCCCUGGUAGGUAGACACGAUCACGGGCAAGUGGUGAAUUUGCAGAAUCCGGGAUGCGUGCAACAUGGUGUAAUUAUACACGAGCUGAUGCACGCAUUGGGUUUUUAUCAUCAACAAAGUGCCGCGAAUCGUGACGAAUGGGUGACGAUCAAUUGGGAAAAUAUAAAGCCAGGAAGAGAACACAAUUUUAACAAAUAUGACAAUCGCACCGUAACAGAUUAUGGAAUCGGUUACGAUUACGAUAGCAUAAUGCACUACAGCUCUUACGCCUUUUCAAAAAAUGGCGAACCGACCAUCACACCGAAAAAGAAAAACGUGAAACUUGGCCAACGAAAAGAACUCAGUGAGAAAGACACGUUGAAAUUACGAGAAAUGUACAAGGAAGAAUGUGGCAAACGAGAGAUGAAUGGAACUGCGGAUAACAAUUCGAUGGAUGAUAUAUCUAUUGAGUGGAUACUUAGUAAGAAAUUGUAAUUGAAUUUUAAUAGAAUUUAAAAAAAAAAGUUCGACUUCUUUGUUAAAUAAUAAAAAUAACAACAAAAUAUUGUUUAGUUUGGUAAAAAAAAAAGUUAAUAUUCAUAUGUUUUGUUGUCAGAUACAAAAAAUGAAAUGUUAAAAUGUUUGAAGAAAAAAAGAAAAUGCAUCAAGUA
Molecule: messenger RNA, 1397 nt
Organism: Apis dorsata (giant honeybee)
Lineage: Eukaryota; Metazoa; Arthropoda; Insecta; Hymenoptera; Apidae
Product: zinc metalloproteinase nas-13
Exons: 5
Coding region: 271-1221 (316 amino acids)
Biological process (GO): proteolysis
Molecular function (GO): zinc ion binding; metalloendopeptidase activity
Source: RefSeq, a predicted model, not a curated record